GGGAAUAAUCUUAAAGAUUUAGACAUAAAAGAGUAAAUAGUCACAUAAGAGCCACAGGUUGGGUAACACUGCUGUAGGAUCAUUCCUGCUUUAUUUUAGUGACUUUCUGAAACUCUGUCUUCCUGACACAGAGGUCGUCUGUGUCCUCUCUCUGAAGUCCUGAACAGAGCGUGUCGUUGUGCCGUGUGCCGUCGUGCCGCUGCGUGCUCCUGUUGUCAUGUCAUCGUGCCGUUGUGUUUGGGUGGGGAAUGUUGUGAGUGGGACUGGCUCUCCGCUGAAGUCCCAGUCCUGUACUCUACAGUAACAAACAGCAGCAUUGUGAGCUCAGUGAUCUCACUUCUCUCUGCCUCUCUCAGCCUCCAGUUUCCUCUAUGUGAGUCCGUCUGUGCGGAGUUGGCGUGACGGCGAUGGGAUGAGGGUUUCAGGUCGGGUUUUAGGUAGCUGGAUGUUGGUAGAGGUGUGACCGAUGCGGACUAAGGCUCGGGCUGGCUCGGAGGAUCUGCUGGACGGCUUUAAACCAGCGUCUGAUACCGAGCAGGAUGCGGCGGUGAAACUGGACCAGGAGCGAGCUGAGAUAGUCGCCAAAUAUGACAAGGGUAAAGAGGCCACCGUGGAGCCCUGGGAGGACACCAACUUCCACCUGUACAAAGUCAUCGACCGCUUCGGCUUCGUCCAUGAAAAUGAACUUCCAUCCUAUGACUCGGUGGAGGAAAAGCAAAAACACACGGAGGUGGAGCGGACAACCAAGUGGCUGAAGAUGCUAAAGAGCUGGGACAAAUACAAGAACAGCGAGAAGCUGGUCCGUAGGAUCUAUAAGGGAAUCCCUCUGCAGCUCCGAGGCGAGGUUUGGUGUCUGCUGCUCGACGUUCCCAAAAUCAAGGAGGAGAAGAAAGAUUUCUACGAGAAACUAAAAGCCCGAGCCCGAGGGCUCUCCCCCGACAUCCGUCAGAUCGACCUGGAUGUAAACCGGACCUACAGGGACCACAUCAUGUUUAUGCACCGCUACGAUGUCAAGCAGCAGGCUCUGUUCCACGUCCUCACGGCGUACUCCAUGUACAACACGGAGGUGGGUUACUGUCAGGGAAUGAGUCAGAUUACGGCUCUGCUCCUCAUCUACAUGAACGAAGAAGACGCCUUCUGGGCUCUGGUCAAACUGCUGUCGGGACAGAAGCACGCCAUGCACGGCUUCUUCGUCCCGGGUUUCCCAAAGCUGAUGCGUUUCCAGGAGCAUCACGACCGCAUCCUGAAGAAGAUGAUGCCCAAACUGAAGCAACACCUGGAUAACCAGGAGGUGUUCACCAGCCUGUACACCAUGAAGUGGUUCUUUCAGUGCUUCCUGGACCGAACCCCGUUCACCCUCACCCUGAGGAUCUGGGACAUCUACAUCCUGGAGGGUGAGCGAGUGCUGCCCGCCAUGUCCUACACCAUCCUCAAACUGCACAAGAAACACCUGAUGAAGCUGACCAUGGAGGAGCUGGUCGAGUUCCUGCAGGUCACUCUGUCCAAAAAUUUCUUCUUCGAGGACGACUUUGUGGUGGAGCAGCUGCAGACGUCCAUGUCGGAGCUCAGGAGGUCCAAGCUGGAGCUGCCCGCACCAGGUAAAGAGGAAGAGUUUCCCAAGAAGCCUCUAGGGCAGCUACCACCUGAGGUGACAGUAGAUGGGCCGAACCACGUGGGCAACGGUCAAAGCCAUGUUGAGCCAGUCGAGCCUCCACGGAACCCAAGCCCUGUGCCUGACCGUCAACGGGAUAGUCGUCCCCCGAGCAGGGCACGCCGGGACUCGCUUGAGAAACCGAUCCGCCACCACAAGGCCCGCUCCAGGGGAUCAGGUGAAAUCCCCAACGAGCAUCAAAAGCAGUCCAACUCCACAACACCUGAGAGGGGGACAACACCAACCCUGGCACCCACCCCGACACCUCAGCCCACUACUGUGGAAAGAAGGAAGCAGAGCCACGCCACCGCCAACCACAACUCCAACGCAGCCUCCAGUUCUCACAGGGAAAUCACGCCGCGCUGGUACAAACCCUCUGAGACAAAACUGGAAGCAGCAAAAGCAGCAGCAGCCCGGGAGAUCCAGCGUAGCCGAGGAGCAUCCCCCGCCCCGUCCAGCCCUGAAGACUCUGCCCUCUUCCACCGCCGACCACGCUCAAAGGGCUUUGUGCCUGGGUCCAACCGAGGUUCCAAUGCUUCACAGUAUGACAACGUGCCAGGGCUACCAGAGCAAGAGUUUGAGAUCCUGGAGCUUGAGAGACCUCCGUCCAGAAUGAGGACUCCUCGCAGUGAGACACCCUUCAGCGUAUCGUCCCUCCAUCCUGGAAGCCCCAACCGUGGACCCAGCCUUGCUGGUAGUGUUGUCUCUGUUGCAUCAGUUCCCAGGAUGCCUAAGCAUCCUGUUCCUCCAACAUUUCCCCACAACAGUCCUGCCAGGAUCCAGGCCGGCUACCCUGGCAACCAAAACCAGUACCACACUCCUCCUCAGCAGCACUCCCCAGGAAGACCAACCGAGGUCCCCAUUUUACAUCCCGCUUAUAGUAUAAGUCUAGACCAAAGAGGAGAGGACAGACUGUACCAUCCACCAACCCGGUUUACUCCACCUUCCAACGUGGUGUAUGGAGAACGAGCAUACGCCACCACCCAAAGACCAUCAAACAGCCUCUCCCCAGAGAAGGCUUUGAUGAACAACUCCUACACCACCUACCGCAGACAGCCGCCACCAAACUCCAGCCACAACCUGCAACCCGCCAGGCCUCAUCCAGAGCACUCCCUGCAGCUGGAAUCCCAGGGAAGCUCCACCCCAAUCUACCUACAACAGCUCACCUCCGCCACACAAGUCUACGCCCCAGUGGACUACAGGUUUGAAGGGCAUCGGAGAGUGGACGCAAACCAGCACUAUAAUCCAGAGGGUCGGCCUCGGCGGCCUGUAGACAAACUUACGUGGGCGCCAGAGAGUGAGCUGCCCCCUCCGUCCCCGGGUGGGAUGCCCCGAUCGCCCAGCUUCCAGCGAGCCCAAAUGUCUCCUGUUCAGGAAUUCACAUUUCCCGAAAACCCCAACAGUCUGCUUCAUUACAGGACACAGUUCCAGGAGCAGCAGCCUGUCAUAAGGCAACAGCUCCCCCAGCUGUUUGGAGGAUCACACUACAGGCACGCACAGGAGGCGUUUGCCAUGCAGGAGUCCAUGCUGCUGUGAUUGGAAGAAGUGAGACACUGUAAAAAACUGAGGAGUAGUCACUGACACUGUGCUAAAGAGGAGCAGUCGUCCCUGCGCUGUUAGGGACCUGGUUCUGUUCUGCUCUUUAUGUGUGAAGUACUGACCUUCUGACUGUCAAGCUGCACUGUAAUAUUGCAGCAAACACCAGCCUCUGAUGUUUUUACUGAUCACUUUAAAAGAAAAAUAGAAAUAUUGACUAUGGUCCCAUGGCAGCCAUGUUCCUGUGAUGUCACAAUGGUGGGAAGGCCAAAUGUUAUCAGGUUGUACUGUUGUAAAUCAAGUCCUUUAAAUGUAGAAAUUCCAGCUACUGUUUCUAUGUUAUUGCUUCAUUAGUGAAAUGUAAUGCCAAAGACAACUGAUACUGAAAAUCUGGAUAGCGAUCAAACCAAAGUUCAGGUUAAACUGGAAUACCGCCUGGCAGUUACAGUACUGUGCAGAACUUUAAGGCAUGUUAGGGCCAAAAAUCAAGGCUGAAGUAAGGCAUAGAUAUGGCAACUAAACUGCCUGAGGGCAUACACAACCCCAGAAUGUCCUUGCAUAUUACCAGGGGCAUAGGAAAAUACUCCCAUAAAAAAAGUCCACCCCUUUAGAGGGAGUAAAGGGUGGAUGUGGGGAGCAAGCAUGGCCUAGGGUACCGUCCGGCUGGAUAGAGGGGUGCACUACCAGGGCUGAAAAGGCCUGGACAAGAGAGAUGGCAUAGAGCUUGACCUUGGUUGCAAAGCAACACUAUGCAUUGACAUGCACUCCCCUCCAGCCCCAGGUUGUGGCCCAUCAAGCCCUCGAUGGAGCAUUAACACCCUACAUGCCUACAACUUCUGCACAUAGCUGUGUAUGCCUCUCGCAGGUAUACAACUGCCAAAAAGUGAAAGUAUAGAUGUAGGUCUAGAGGAGGGGCUGUGCUGGUUUUUGACCUUAUACCUCAAAGGUUAUACUCAAGUUCAAGCGAACAUUUGAGCAAAGUUUCAAGAAAACUCUUGAUAUACUACAUUCACAAGAAAGGGAUAAACAUGAUGCCAAAUGACCUCAGUCUUUGACCUAAAGCAUCCAAAAUAUAAUCAGUGCAUCCAGAGUGAACAUUAAUUCAGAGUUUUAGGGAAAUUUGUCAAAGCUUUUCUGAGAUAUACACAAGAAUGGCAGGAACGGAUAAAUGCAUGUAUGACCAUAGAGAUGUAUGUACGUACGGACGGAUGACCAUAAAAACAUGUUUAAUAACACUGGCUACCAUCAGAUUGCGUUCAAGCACGUCACAGUUCUUAAUCACUGGAUACAAUAGGUAAGACCUUUAUUAAAGAUAAUAAUGUUAAUUUUAGACAUAGUUAAGUCUGAGGUAAAACCCACUAGCUAGCUACCCCAAAAAUUCUUUAUUUCCAGAACAGGGUACAGGUCAGUGGUCUUAACCUGAACUUAGUGGCUAUAAGCCUCAUAGUUUUAUUAUUUGAAUCCUCUAUGGUAGUGAUCUUAAAAAUUUCUUUACCCAAGGCACACCUAAGGUUUAGCCAAAAUCUCAAGGCACACCAUGUUUUAAUCGAUACAAAAUAGACUUUUUAAAUAAUGUUACAGUCAAGGUGGCCUAUAAGGGGAUAAGAGGGAGAGCUCGCUGGGGCCCAGCCAACUGGGGGAUCAUGGAGAUGGGAAAAGUGGGCAAAGGGUCUCAAAAAUAGGUUAAAAGUGAUUAAAAAAAAAAAAAAAAAAAACUUGGCAAAAUUGGGCAAAAAGUGGGAAAACAAAGUCAGAAAUGGGCAAAAAUUGGUAACAAAUAAAAAAAAAAUAAAAA
Messenger RNA from Cheilinus undulatus (humphead wrasse), 4982 nucleotides. RefSeq names its product USP6 N-terminal like (gene usp6nl). The transcript is spliced from 14 exons. Lineage: Eukaryota; Metazoa; Chordata; Actinopteri; Labriformes; Labridae. The coding region runs from base 467 to 3187 and encodes 906 amino acids. The record is from RefSeq and is a predicted model, not a curated record.